Molecule: messenger RNA, 576 nt
Organism: Pichia membranifaciens NRRL Y-2026
Lineage: Eukaryota; Fungi; Ascomycota; Pichiomycetes; Pichiales; Pichiaceae
Exons: 1
Coding region: 1-576 (191 amino acids)
Biological process (GO): cytoplasmic translation
Cellular component (GO): cytosolic large ribosomal subunit; ribosome
Molecular function (GO): rRNA binding; structural constituent of ribosome
Source: RefSeq, a predicted model, not a curated record
AUGAAGUACGUUCAAUCUGUCGAAUCCAUCAGCAUCCCAGACGAUGUCACGGUCAACAUCAAGGCCAGAAUCGUCAAGGUCACCGGUCCAAGAGGUGAGUUGACCAAGGCUUUGAAGCACAUCGACGUUGCGUUCGAAAAGGUCAACAACAAGUUGAUCAAGAUUUACGUCCACAACGGUGACAGAAAGCACGUUGCUUCUUUGAGAACCGUGAAGUCCCUGAUCACCAACUUGAUCAAGGGUGUCACUGUUGGUUACAAGUACAAGAUGAGAUUUGUGUACGCGCAUUUCCCAAUCAACGUCAACAUUGUUGAAGAAAAAGGCGCCAAGGUGAUUGAAAUCAGAAACUUCUUGGGUGACAAGAAGGUCAGAAUGAUCCCAAUCCCAGAGGGCGUCACUGCCGAGGUCUCCAAGGUCCAAAAGGACGAGUUGGUUGUCACCGGUAACUCUGUCGAAGACGUCUCCCAAUGUUGUGCUGACGUCCAACAGAUCUGCAGAGUCAGAAACAAGGAUAUCAGAAAGUUCUUGGACGGUAUCUACGUCUCUGAAAGAGGUCACGUUGUCGAGGAGAUGUAA